This is a messenger RNA of Lizanozyma spartinae, 2055 nucleotides long. RefSeq lists its product as uncharacterized. The transcript has 2 exons. The record is from RefSeq and is a predicted model, not a curated record. The coding region runs from base 1 to 2055 and encodes 684 amino acids. Lineage: Eukaryota; Fungi; Ascomycota; Pichiomycetes; Serinales; Debaryomycetaceae.
AUGAAUAUCGCUUUGGCAUUGACCAGUGGUACACAAGCCACUUUCUUUUGGUUACCGUUCAAAACAUAUGGUUCCAUAAAGAAUUGGGGUUCAAACCCUUCUGCUUCUUACCAUAUUAAAAGCAUUACAGCAUCUGGCGAAGGAUUAUACAAGAUCAAACUUGGUUUCACUUGUUCAACAGGGUUGAGAAAGGAGAAGUUAUCUAAGUUGAAGAUUACUUCAGGAGGUAAAGAUUGCAAAGUGUUGUUUGACAAGGAUGCUGAUAAGGACGAGAUUUCAGACCCUAACAAUUGGAUAACCGAGUUUGAUAUUGAAGCAAAGGAUAAUGGUGACAAAUUGUGCGCUAAAAAUUUUGAUGUUCAUUAUGAAUGGAACAAGGCUGAUUACUAUUCAAAGUACAAAUACUGCUUUGGAAAGGACAACGAUUACAAGGACUUCAAUUAUCCAUGCUUUUGUUGGGAAAAACCAAAGACUUCAAUUACCUGCACCACUUCUACUGCUCCUCCAACACCCUCAACCACCUGUACCACCCCAACCACCACCACUUGUACCAAAAAGACCAAGUCUACCACACCAUGUUCAAGUACUACACCAUCUACUACUCCUCCAACAUCCUCAACCACCUGUACCACCCCAACCACCACCACUUGUACCAAAAAGACUAAGUCUACCAUACCAUGCUCAAGCACUACACCAUCUUCUAGUGUGCCAUCUUCUAGUGUUCCACCAUCUUCAAGUGCUCCACCAUCUUCAAGUGCUCCACCAUCUUCAAGUGCUCCACCAUCUUCUAGUGUGCCAUCUUCUAGUGUUCCACCAUCUUCAAGUGUUCCACCAUCUUCUAGUGUUCCACCAUCCUCUAGUGUGCCAUCUUCCAGUGUUCCACCAUCUUCUAGUGUGCCAUUUUCAAGUGUUCCACCAUCUUCAAGUGUGCCAUCUUCUAGUGUGCCAUCUUCUAGUGUUCCACCAUCUUCUAGUGUGCCACCUUCUAGUGUUCCACCAUCUUCAAGUGUUCCACCAUCUUCAAGUGUGCCAUCUUCUAGUGUGCCAUCUUCUAGUGUUCCACCAUCUUCAAGUGCUCCACCAUCUUCAAGUGCUCCACCAUCUUCUAGUGUGCCAUCUUCUAGUGUUCCACCAUCUUCUAGUGCUCCACCAUCUUCAAGUGCUCCACCAUCUUCCAGUGUUCCACCAUCUUCUAGUGUGCCAUCUUCUAGUGUUCCACCAUCUUCCAGUGCUCCACCAUCUUCAAGUGCUCCACCAUCUUCCAGUGUUCCACCAUCUUCUUCAAGUGUGCCAUCUUCUAGUGUUCCACCAUCUUCCAGUGCUCCACCAUCUUCAAGUGCUCCACCAUCUUCCAGUGUUCCACCAUCUUCUAGUGUGCCAUCUUCUAGUGUUCCACCAUCUUCAAGUGUUCCACCAUCUUCUAGUGUUCCACCAUCUUCAAGUGUGCCAUCUUCUAGUGUGCCAUCUUCUAGUGUUCCACCAUCUUCAAGUGCUCCACCAUCUUCAAGUGUUCCACCAACGUCCCUGACUCCAGUUUGCUCUGGUGAAGAAUGUCCACCACCACCAUCUUCUUCAAGUGUGCCACCACCAGCUUCUCUGACUCCAGUUUGCUCUGGUGAAGAAUGUCCACCACCACCAUCUACAAGUGUGCCACCACCAGCUUCUCUGACUCCAGUUUGCUCUGGUGAAGAAUGUCCACCACCACCAUCUUCUUCAAGUGUGCCACCACCACUAGCUGAAACCUCUGGUCCUGUUCCACCACCACCAGCUGAAACCUCUGGUCCUGUUCCACCACCACCAGCUGAGUCAACAACAAUGAUUUCCAUUACUGUUUGCACUGGUGAAGGAUGCACUACACCAGCUGGAGACGUCCCAUCCAAUCCUUCAGAAACUACUGAAGCCUCCUUAUCAACCCCAGUUAUUCCAACUGUUUCAUCCUUUUCAAGUGUUGCAACACCUUCAGUUACCUCGUUGGUCUUCAAUGGAGCUGCAAAUGUUUACAGCACCAAUGUCUUUACCUUAAUCUUGGGUUUCAUUGCCUACUUAUUUGUUUAA